CUUCAAAAAGAACACCACAAACUUCAAAACCUCCACAGAUAAACUCAACAACCACAACCCAACCCAACACAACAGGCAGCAAACCCACAAGCGCAGUCCAGUGAGUUACUCAGUCCCUCCAAUGGCGGCGGCGGUCUCAAUGUCCCUAGCGUCUCAACUCUCCGGAACCCCACACUCCCCUCCGCAAUUCUCGGGGCUCCGCCGAUCGUGCUCCAAGCUCGACAGCUCUCACUCUCAGCUCUCCUUUGUCCAACACGUCAAUUCCCAGCUCAGAGUCUCCUCCUCUCGCAAACCGGGUCGGGCUGUAGCAACCAUGGCCGGCACCGGAACGUUCUUCGUUGGUGGGAACUGGAAAUGUAAUGGGACAAAAGAAUCUAUCAGUAAGCUUGUUUCAGACUUGAACAGCGCAGAAUUGGAGGCUGAUGUUGAUGUAGUUGUAGCUCCUCCUUUUCUUUACAUCGAUCAGGUGAAGAAUGCAUUAACAGAUCGAAUUCAGAUAUCUGCGCAAAACUCUUGGGUUGGAAAGGGCGGGGCUUUCACCGGAGAAAUCAGUGUGGAACAAUUGAAAGAUAUUGGCUGCAAAUGGGUUAUCCUUGGGCAUUCUGAGAGAAGACAUGCUAUUGGUGAAAAGGACGAGUUUAUAGGAAAGAAAGCUGCUUAUGCCUUGAGCAAUGGCCUUGGUGUGAUAGCAUGCAUUGGGGAAUUGUUAGAACAAAGAGAAGCAGGAAAAACAUUUGAUGUCUGUUUUGAGCAAUUGAAGGCUUUUGCAGAUACUGUUCCCAGUUGGGAUAAUGUCGUUAUUGCGUAUGAGCCUGUGUGGGCAAUUGGGACUGGUAGAGUGGCUACACCAGCGCAAGCUCAGGAAGUGCAUGUUGCUGUUCGAGAUUGGCUUAAAAAGAAUGUCUCCUCCGAAGUUGCUUCUAAAAUACGUAUCAUUUAUGGAGGGUCCGUAAAUGGAAGCAAUUCCGCGGAGCUUGCAAAGCAAGAAGACAUUGAUGGCUUUCUAGUUGGUGGUGCUUCCCUGAAGGGUCCUGAAUUUGCCACCAUUGUCAAUUCUGUAUUAUCCAAGAAAGUUGCUGCGUGAUUAAAUUGUAUGAAGUUCUUUUGGGGAGAAAAUGGCUAAUAACAACAGUUGUUACAUGAUGAUGUGAAGUACUUUUGAGGGCAGGAAGAAAUAACAAUCAGAAGCUGUUGCAAAUCGAAGUCUGUUGUAUUUAACAAAUGAGCUAGUUUAUUCAAUGGAGUUUUGUUUACCUCGUCCGAGUUUUUUCCCGGGCUACUUCCGUUUUAUUGGUUAGAGAAAUAUACAAGUCCUGUCUUCCUCUAUGUGUUAAUGCUAUUUUUUGCUGCAUUUUCUAUUGAUUGACAUUGAUUUAGAGUAUGCAGUGCGUGAUCUUUCA
Molecule: messenger RNA, 1400 nt
Organism: Tripterygium wilfordii
Lineage: Eukaryota; Viridiplantae; Streptophyta; Magnoliopsida; Celastrales; Celastraceae
Product: triosephosphate isomerase, chloroplastic-like
Exons: 9
Coding region: 122-1084 (320 amino acids)
Biological process (GO): glyceraldehyde-3-phosphate biosynthetic process; glycolytic process; glycerol catabolic process
Cellular component (GO): cytosol
Molecular function (GO): triose-phosphate isomerase activity
Source: RefSeq, a predicted model, not a curated record